AUGAUCUUGAGUGGGGAUGAAAUUCAGAAUUUUGCAUUGGCAGAGAUUGAGAAAUUGUUGCAGAAUCUUGGCAAAACUUUGCAUGAUUUCCAUGGUUUGCCGUAUCCUGAUAAUCAGUAUUUUGAAUCAAGCGAAAAUAGGCUGAUUACUGAUGAGUUGUGUUAUGAUCGUGAAUGUUUAGCAAGGGAAUAUUUGGAAUUUAUCUCCAAAUUCACUGAUGAACAACUUUAUGUGCAUGACACUAUAAUGUCGUCUGUGCAUUCUAAUGAUGGAGGAAAAUUUUUUGUUUAUGGCUAUGGAGGUACUGGGAAAACUUUCAUUUGGAGAUCAUUGUCUGCAGGGAUUCGUUCGAAGGGCGAUAUUGUUUUAAAUGUGGCGUCCAGUGGCAUAGCUUCUUUAUUAUUGCCUGGUGGUAGAACAACUCAUUCUCGGUUUAAAAUUUCCAUUAAUGUGAAUAAAGAUUCUAUGUGCAAUAUUAAACCAGGCGGUGCACUUGCUGAGUUGAUUGUGAGAGCUAAGCUUAUUAUAUGGGAUGAAGCUCCGAUGAUUCAUAAAUACUGCAUAGAAGUCGUGGAUAGAACUUUAAGAGAUAUUAUGCGUGUAUGCAAUGAGUUAAAUAGUAACAAACCGUUUGGUGGUAAAACUGUUGUUUUUGGUGGUGACUUUAGACAAAUCUUGCCAGUUGUUCCUAAAGGCAGUCGUCAAGAUGUUGUGAAUGCUACCAUUAACUCAUCUUAUCUUUGGAAGAGUUGCACAGUUUUAAGGCUGACCAAAAAUAUUAGGCUUUUGAAUGUUGAAAAUGUUGAUGAAGCCUCUAAAUUGAAGGAAUUUUCCUCUUGGGUUGCUUAUAUUGGAGAUGGUGUUAUUGGUGGUCCAAAUGAUGGUGAAGUGGGUAUUCGACUUCCUAGAGACAUUGUUUUGUCAAAUUCUGGUGAUCCUCUUAGAACCAUUGUAGUUGACGAGGUUAACCAAUUUAUGAUUUCUUUGGAUCAGUCUCAAGGUCGAGUUUACUUUAGUUCUGAUAGUAUUUUAAACUCUGACUCCACAUCAAAUGGUCUUGCUGAGAUACAUUAUGUUGAGUUUUUGAAUAAUUUGAAGUGUUCUGGUACACCUAACCAUGAAUUGUUGCUGAAAGUUGGUACUCAUGUGAUGUUGUUUAGGAACAUAGACCUGUCAAACGGGUUGUGUAAUGGCACAAGAUUGAUAAUUACACAAUUAGGUGAUUAUGUGUUAGAGGGACAGGUAUUGGGUGGCCAUAAUAUUGGUCAUAAAGUGUUGAUUCCUCGAAUGUCCUUAAUACCAUCUGAUCCGAGAUUGCCUUUCAAGUUCCAAAGAAGACAAUUUCCUUUGGCUGUUUCGUAUGCAAUGACAAUUAACAAGAGUCAGGGUCAAUCACUCUCUCAUGUUGGAUUAUUUUUGAGAAAACCUGUUUUCAAUCAUGGACAGCUGUAUGUUGCUAUAUCAAGAGUCACAAGUCGUGAAGGUUUGAAGAUUUUGGUGUGUAAAGAUGAAGAAGAUGAAGGCAAUGGUGAUUCUACUGUUAACAUUGUUUAUAAAGAAGUUUUUCAAAACUUAUGA
Salvia splendens (bonfire salvia) is the source of this 1578-nucleotide messenger RNA. RefSeq names its product ATP-dependent DNA helicase pif1-like. The record is from RefSeq and is a predicted model, not a curated record. The transcript is spliced from 2 exons. NCBI's taxonomy places the organism in Eukaryota, Viridiplantae, Streptophyta, Magnoliopsida, Lamiales, Lamiaceae. Bases 1 to 1578 code for a protein of 525 amino acids. Gene Ontology annotation, molecular function: DNA helicase activity. Gene Ontology annotation, biological process: DNA repair; telomere maintenance.